This is a messenger RNA of Besnoitia besnoiti, 3372 nucleotides long. RefSeq names its product DEAD/DEAH box helicase domain-containing protein. The transcript is spliced from 17 exons. Gene Ontology annotation, molecular function: helicase activity; ATP binding; RNA binding. NCBI's taxonomy places the organism in Eukaryota, Apicomplexa, Conoidasida, Eucoccidiorida, Sarcocystidae. The record is from RefSeq and is a predicted model, not a curated record. Bases 1 to 3372 code for a protein of 1123 amino acids.
AUGGAUGCGCGUACGCAGUCUCGCGCUCUUCCGUGUGGAGUCUUUCCGCUCGCUCUCCUCUUGCUCUGUGCUUCUUCCUUCUUCGUCUGUUCCUCCGCUCUUUCCGCCUCGCUCAGGUGCAAGGGGCUCCACAGCCUGCACGUCUCGCCUGCGUGUGGAGCCUCCUCUUCGCCCUUUUGGUUUGACGUCGCUUCCGGGGCUGCUUUCUCUCCCGCGGAGGGCGCGUGUUGUCCGUCUUCCUCUUCUUACUUUUCUCUUGCUGCGUCCCUUUCGCCUUUCGCGUCUUUCCUUCCUUUGGCGUGCCAAGGAGCGCUCGGGCUUCGGCGGUCGAGCGCCUGUGGCCCUUUCGCCUUCCUCUCUUGGCCUGCGUUGUCUGCGAGCUCGCCCGUCCUGCUGAAUCCGUCUUUCCGCUGGUCAGCCGCGCGCGGGGUGUCUGCAGCUUCGCUUCGCCCGCUUUGCGCUCUCCCCUCACUCUCGCUCCACGCGCGUUCGCGUUCCCUUGCUGCGCGGCCUCUCCGCGCAUCGGCCGUUCCUCCGUGCUCAGUCUGCGCAGCGCCUGGCGCAGGGCUGCCGCUUCACUUCGCGGCGCCCGCGGACUCGCCGGUUGCGUCGUUGCCCGCGAGCCGCACUGCGGGACGCGCCAGGCGACUUGUGGGGGGGGUACGCGCGCGUCUGCUGGCUGAGGCCUGCGGAGGCGAGGCGCGAGCGGGCAGCGACCGGGAAGAAGGACGCGAGGAAGAGCGCGCGACAGCCGCGCGCGGAGCCGCGUUGCAGGGGGGACUGGCUGCCACAGACGCGGACAGCCAAGAGGCGGCGCGGCUCCACGCGCGCACGCCCGACGAGGCUCUUCCCUCGUCGCGCGAGGAGGAAGACGGAGACUACUGGACGGGCGCAGACGCCGAGGCGGAGGAGCUGAGUGCGCGUGCGGCUCGCAGGCACGUGGCCAAGCCAGAGCGUGGCGCAGUCGACGGCGAGGGAAGACAGGGCGCAAGAAGGCGGCGCUCAGACGGCGAGCAGGACGCUGCGUCUGCAGACGAGCCGACCGCCAGCGCAGGAUCUGCGACCCAGAGUGAAAGAGGGAAACCUGAGAAGACAGGCGCCGCGGCGGAGGCGAGCCCGGCGACGCCUGCCGAAGACGAGGAACGAAUGACGCUGCUCUUCCCAGAGGAAGAAGACGCGCGCCGACAGUCUGCCGAGGCUGCUGCCGCGGCGCGCCACGGGGCUCCGGCAGCGACCGGGCGGUGCUUCGCCUCCAUGCACCCCCGAAUUUCGCGAGAGACGGUUGAGCAGCUUGAGGCGCGAGGCAUCACCACCAUGACGCCUGUUCAGAGUGAGAGCUAUGAGAGCCUUUUCGACGGCCGCGACAUGAUCGCGCGCAGCGAAACAGGGAGCGGAAAGACGAUUGGCUUCGCGCUGCCUCUGAUGGAGCGUGAACAGCGCGAAAUGGAGAAGGAUUUUUCUGCAAAGGCAGACGCCGAGGACUCCGACAAGGAAGCGCGACGCCAUCGGAAAGACAGGGGCUUCUACGAGCAACCCCGAAUCCUCAUUCUCGAACCGACACGAGAGCUCGCACGGCAAGUCGCUGAGGAGGUCGUUCGCUUGGGCGGGCCCCUCAGCCUCACCUCGUUUUGUCUCUACGGAGGCGUGCCGGUCGAGUCGCAGCUGCGGCAGCUGCGGAGGGAGAAGAAAAAAGCGAUAGCGCUUGCUUUUGCGGCCGCUAGCGACGGCGACGAGCUUUUCGAAAGAGCCGAGAAACGAAACGCGCGCGACGGCAAAGACGACAGAGGCCGCCUCGAUGUCCUCGUCGCCACCCCAGGCCGGCUGCUUGACCUGAUGGGGCUGAAGGCGGACCGCGAGAUCUCACAGGACGACAUUGAUCUCUCCUCGGUGCGGCACGUGGUGCUGGAUGAGGCCGACGAGAUGCUGAAGCUCGGCUUCGCGGAGGACGUCGAAAAAAUUUUGAAAAAAGUGAAGGAAAACCCGUUCCCAGUUCAGACGAUUCUCUUUUCCGCCACAACGCCUGCUUGGGUGCAGGACGUCGCGGGCACUCACCUGAAGAGGCCGAAGCGCAUCGACGUCUUCGCAGAGAGAAAACUCAGGACAGCCUCCACAGUGUCGCAUCUAGCGGUGCGGCUGCCUGCCUCUUCGGCGCCUGCGCGCGGUCGGUUCGCAGCCUCAGCGACGCGCAGAGGCAACAGCUCGACGGUGUUGGCUGCGGCGCCGCUGCUGCAGGAUCUCAUUCUGGCUGAGUCUGAGAGCGGCAAGCAGGCGAUUAUCUUCGUCCCCACCAAGGCAGACGCGGACGCGCUCGCGAACGCGGCGGACUUUGAGAAAAUCGGCGCCGGCGUGCUGCACGGAGACAUCGGGCAGGAGACCCGACAGGCCGUCAUGGACGGCUUCAGAAGAGGCCGCUACAAAGUUCUCGUCGCCACCGACGUGGCUGCUCGAGGCAUUGACAUCGACAGCGUCGAUCUGGUGCUUCACUGCGGCGUUCCGGGCGACGCAGACACGUACAUCCACCGCAGCGGGCGCACAGGCCGAGCAGGUCGCACAGGAAAGUCUCUUGUCCUCGUCUCGCCGGAGGAAAUACAUGACUUGGAAAAACUCGAGCGAGCCUGCGGAUUCAAGUUUUCCUUCAUUUCGCUCCCUUCCCCGAAAGCCAUCCUCAAGUCCGGAGCUGCGAGCGCGAGCCGCCUGCUGGACUCCGUGUCGCCAGCAGUUCUCCCUUUCUUUCGACCGGCGGCUCAAGAUCUCCUUCGCCGCGGGGACCUCCACGGCGUCUCUCCAGUCGACGUCCUCUCGAGGGCGCUAGCCGUUGCGGCAAAUAUGAAGACGCUGCCGCAGCGGUCGCUGCUCACCGGGAUGGCUGGGCAAGCGACGGUGCGCUUCGCCAACCGACAGCGCGUCUGGAAAUCCACGAGCGACAUCUACUAUUGGAUUCGUGUCAUCGCGGAGGACUUGCGCGUGGAGCUUCCUCCCACGCUCGGUGACAUUCGGCGAAGUGCAACUGAGCGCCGAGUCGCCUACUUCGACCUUCCGCUGGAGACAAGCGACGCGUUCCUGAAGACCUUCCGAGACCGCGCACGCGCUGAGCAUUCGGCAGAAGUCGAGAUCGCGAAGGCCGAGAAGCUGCUUGGGCCUCUCGUCAAAGAGAACGACGAGGAGCAAAGUUUGUCGCAUUUUUAUUCGGGCAGUCGAGGCGGGCCGCUCGGCGGGAGACUUCGGCGAGGAGGCCACGACGACUUUUAUCGCGGUUCAAACCGAGGCCUCGGGAGUUCGCGAGACCGGCACGAGUCUGUGCGGGAGGGUCGCAUCAGGCGCCGAGGCUUCGGCAGCGACAGUUUAGGGCGCUAUGGAGGACCUGCUUGCUGA